AUGGUUCAGGACAAGGACUUUGUCAUUCUUCCCGGCCGAGAUGAUGCCUGUGGAAUUUGCUUCACGGCAAUCACCUCAGGGUUCGACGUGGACUACGUUGACGCAAUGGCGCGCUACAACUCCAAGGAGAAGGCUAACAAGCCGUUUGUGAAAGAUGUCGACAAGAGCUGUGACAGACUAGCCCGGCUUGAGGCCGACGAGGAGUUGGAGUAUUUCGAUCCGCCAUCCUCGGUGAAGGCUGUGCAGUUGAUUUCAGAGUCGAUGUCGAUUGAGUGCUUGUUCCUGACCGAGUGCCAACUCGUGAAGCUCAUCGGCUUGACCUCCAGUGCUUUGAAGCUUGAGAAAGUCAACCGAUUGAGUGAGUGUGGGCGAAAGGUAGUCGUCGGCUUUUAUGUUCGCUUUGACGACCUCCCGGACGACAUCAGGGAGAGGGACCUACUCGGGCUCCGCAAAGUCAAGUGGGAGCUCAAGUUCGUUGGACAGCACGACAAGGAGAUCUUGCAACCAAGCCGACAGCUACGUUUGGCGCAAGGGGCUGAUGUGCUGCCAGGAGUGGCUGCACGGAUGCCGGAUCGGUCUGCCCCCAACCCUUUGGAGCUUCUGGCAAGUAUGCCGACCAUCAGCUCCUUGCGCAAGAAGGCUGCCGAUCUCGAGGAGAAGCGAAGGAAGAAGGAUGUGGAGCUGGCCGCCAAGCUCGAAGUCGAUGAUGAUGGCAACCCGGUCGACAUCGCGGAUGAGGACUCCGACGAGCCACGGAUGAAGGGAGCUUUGUCCUCUGGGCUGGGAACGACAACGAUCGACAGAGAUGCAGGCUUGACCAGGAAGAGGAAGAAGGGGGCCAGUGUGAAGGCAGAUGCCCAAGCGCCCAAGAGGGCCACCGGCAGCCUACGUGGGGAUGAUGCCCAAGCUCAGUCCCAGAGUCAGUCUCAGGACGAGAUCAAGGCUGCCCUCAACCACGACCCCGAGCUUUGCAAAGUGGCACUCAAGCUCGGCAAUGUUCCCGACAGCUUGACCAACUUCACAGUUCGACGGGCUCUAGAAGGUGCCAAAAUGGGCAAUGCAUGCACCGGCGCCACUCGCCUGCUGGACAAGCUGGGAGAAGGGUCGAAGGAAGGCCGCAGCCUUUCGCGGAGGAUUGCAGCUGUGCAAGCCGCUCAGCUCUUGGCGACGACUGCAGAUCUUGCCACCCUGCCCUACGAGGAGAGGAUUUCCAAGUAUGUCCUUGUUGGAGCCACCGGCAGCGCUAUCCCUCUCUUGAUCAAGGUGAAGGUCACAGUUGCCGAAGUGUCAGAGGCUGUGAAGGGUUUCGUGACAGAUGGUGCGGCUGCUAAGCUGCAGGGCAUCGUCUCGAUGCUCAUCCUUUGCAAGGGCUCUGUGGAGGAGGAGUGGAGCUUCACCAAGCCCACCUUCGCGCAUGUGGUGACCGAAGCGAUGCAGCUGUCAGGAGAUGAUGAGCGUCGGGGCCGGGAAGCUCGAGACCUGGGUACUCCGAAGGGGAAGGAGCAGGCAGAAGAGGUGGAUGCAGAGAUCGAGAGUCGCUGGGAGGCACUGGCAGGUGCAUGGGUGGAUGCCUUCGCCAACGACACGCUGCUGGGAUUGAUCCCGGCAACGAGCACGUCCAGCUACUCACGCCUCCUGGACGUGUGCUCCUCCAUGCUGACAGCCCUCAAUGCGCAGGUGACCCACAUCCCGGAGGACUUUCCAGCUCAGAUGCGGGGCAGCAUUGAGCGAGUCACAUCUUUCUGCAAGUGCAUUUGCUGCUUGGCUGCUCCACUCCCAAAUUACAUGGAUUGCACUUUCCGCGACGCCUUCGUGCUGUCCAAGUAUUCGGGCACCGACUACAUGGAGGCCGAGAUCAAGAAUGCAAUUGGCAGGAAGGGUUCCUUCUGGCAGGAGGCGUUCGAUGCGGAGCAGCGUGUAAGCUCGGCAGUCAAAGAGUUCGCCCCAGUCAUCCGACAGUAUCUGGCAGACAUGGACAAGAUCAUCAAGGAUGCCAGUGCCGAGGACAAGGAUGAGGAACCGGGCAUGGAUUGCGGUGCAGCUUGCAAGCUGGUCUUCGAGGUGUUGGGCAAAAGGGAGCACAUGGCGAGCAACCUCCGCAAGGGUGCCCUUCAAGAUUUGGAUUCCAUGAUCCAGAGUGUGAUUCCUUUGCUCAUGGAGAGGAUUGCAAAAGAUCGCGACCUGAAGUCGAUCGCGGAUGUGAAGAUCGAGGAUUUCAUGAAGCUGGCUUCCAAAGUCCCAGCCGUGGGGAAGCCGGUGAGCGGCUACCCCGAAGCCCUCGACAAGUUUGCGCAGUGGCAGGCGACAAAUCAGACAGCUUUGCAGAGUGCAAAGUUGAAGGAGUUGUGCCAAUCGGCCACGACGGCCGAGCAUGGCAAAUUUGAUAUUGCUGCUGCUUGGGGAGUGCUCCAAACCGUGGAUCUUGAGAGCGAGGAGGCGGAAGGCAUCAACCUUCAGCACGUUCUGAUGGCUACUUUGCAGACUGUGCAUCUCAAGGUGGAGGGUGGAUGCUCCAGGGCCCCCUUGAUUCACGAAGCUCGGAAGGAGGUCGCAACCGCCAAGGGGAUGUUCCAGAAAGUUCCGAUGGCACUGUCUGCUAGGCAGUGGUUGUUGCAGCAGCUCCAGCUGCUGGAGGAUUGCUUAUCCCAUGGCCAGGCAUGCAGAAGGUUCCAGGAACUUGGCCGUGACGCCAAAGAGAGGGAUGCAAAGGACAGCGAGCGGAUGUCAUUGGAUGCUGCCCUGAAGACAGUGGCUUCCCUUCGCAUCAAGGCGGCCAAGAGCAAGAAGGAGAACGAGUCCCUGGCAACUUUGGCAGCAUCGAAGGCCGGCGCCGUCUUCGCGGAUGAAGCUGAGCCUGGGAAAGAGGAUGAUGCUCCCCCCACCACGGUGGAUCUGGUUCUUGCUCUCGAGCAUGCGUGCUGCGAGACAGCCCGGUCCAUGGCAGACAAUCCGACCGAAGCGAUCACAGAAGCGUUGCAGCUCCUGAUCUCGAAGCAGCUGGAGGCCUGCAAAUCGGACUUCAAGGAGGCCCGGAAGCUUCUGUGCGAAGCCCCGGGCGACAAGGACAAGGGCAAGGGCCAGGAUGCGGCAAAAGCCGAGAAGCCUUGGACAGUGGUUGCCGGGUGGAAGGACAAGCUGCCGGAGAACCCCUCCCUUCAGCAGGUCAUGGAUGCAGCUGCCAGUAUCUUCGGCUCCGUGGAUGGAUCGGCCUUGAGGGAGAAGAUCGCGCACAUCGAGAAGGCCCUGCUCGGCAUCAAGACCGUACACGCAAGGUAUGGUCCUCACUUGAAGCAUUUUGGCAUGCAGGACGAGAUUAUGGCAUUGACGACCGGCGACUACACAGCCCUGUCAGAGGAUGGCAAGGCGAUGGCUGCGUUGGGUGCCGAGGCCUUGUUGUGGUAUGCCAACCAGCAUACCAACCAGGCCAUUGCCAAGUCCAUUCUUGGUGAAGUGUCAGGACGCAUUUCAGGUGACUUCGUCGACGAAGCGCGUGUGGAGAAAACUCUUUUGGCUGAGGGUCGCCGGAUCCUGGGCUGA
Symbiodinium sp. CCMP2592 is the source of this 3537-nucleotide messenger RNA. The record is from the annotation of a GenBank genome assembly. NCBI's taxonomy places the organism in Eukaryota, Dinophyceae, Suessiales, Symbiodiniaceae.